AUGGCUCUGGCAGAGCCCUUUCUGCGACUGCUGCGCCUCCUUAUCUGCUUCCCGUCCCUAGCGGCGCCGCUUUGGAGCUUGGAGGAGGAGGAGACCCUUCUCGCCGAGUUCAGCGUCGUGCAGACGAGUUCGCAGCUGAUACAUCUCUCCCCCGUCGAAUCCCCGCACUUCGAAGCGAGGAGCCGUUGGCAUCCGCGGUUCGACCACCAUUUCUGGGAUGCUUUCUCACCGUGCGUCUCCUUUUCCUGUCCAGGGAUAGACAGAGGUCAUUGGCGCCUGAUGUCUUGGGGCCAAGUCUUGCCGAGCCUCCUUGAAAACGGCGUUUGCAGGGAUUGCAUCUACAACGCAUGCGAGAAGCCGCGGAUGUUCCAGCUCGUCCCUGCACCAGCCAAUGCCUUCAGCAGCCUGGGUUUUGUGGCGGUGGGCCUCUUCGCUCUGGUCGUGGCCUUCCUGGACCUGCAUGGGCCCCAAUGGAGACAGGGACCGGUGAUCCGCCACGGAAUUCUCUUCGGAACAGUUCUGGUGGCUGAAGGGGUCGCCUCCUUUGCCUACCGUCCUUGA
Molecule: messenger RNA, 561 nt
Organism: Symbiodinium sp. CCMP2456
Lineage: Eukaryota; Dinophyceae; Suessiales; Symbiodiniaceae
Source: the annotation of a GenBank genome assembly